AUAUUUGUUUGCUUUUUCUUUCUAUUCCACAUAUAUAGAUGCAGCUCCGAUGGUUAUUAUUCUGUGUUGCGGCACUUCUAAUGCCACUAAACUCAGCAGCUUUCAACAUCCUCUUCAUGGGUCCGUUUCCAGCGCCCAGUCAUUGGAUGUGGCUGGAACACUUUCUGCGAGAUCUAUUAGAACGGGGACAUCAUGUAACAGCUGUGACAAAUCAUCGCUCCAAAUAUCCACAUGAAAAUCUGACAGAGAUCAUUAUUGAGCCAAAAUUCGAUAUACCCUACUAUUUUCCCAAAGAUAACAUCUUCAAAAUGCGUUUCUCAAAUGAUUUUCAAAACCUGCAAAUGUGGUGGCAUGUGGGACUGCUAACCAGCGAACAUGCGCUCAAUGAUCCCAAGGUCAAAUCGCUGAUCGCCAGCAAGGAUCUGGAAUUCGAUCUCAUGGUCUUGGAACAGUUCUUCCACGAGAGUUUCCUAAUGUUUGCGCACAAAUUCAAGUGUCCUGUGGUGACGCUAGGCACCAUGGGUUAUGCGGAUAAUAUGGAUCACGCUAUGGGGCUGCUUACGCCUUGGUCCUUUGUGCCACACCUACUGCUCUCGCAUACAGAUCAAAUGACGUUCACACAACGUGCCUACAAUACAUACUUAUCGCUUUACGAUGUCGUUAUGCGACGCUGGCAUUACAUGCCGAGAAUGCAGGAAAUGGCUGAAAAGCAUUUUUCCGGAUUCAUUGAAGGUCCAUUACCAAAUGUACGCCAACUGGAGAAGAACAUUUCAAUGAUGUUCAUUAAUAGCCACCGCAGUCUGGAUGUGCCGCGACCCACCAUUUCGGGUUUGCUUAAUGUGGCUGGUGUGCAUAUAAAGAAAGCCAAACCGCUGCCACAUGAUAUACAGAGUUUCCUGGACAACUCCACUCACGGCGUAGUCUAUUUCAGUAUGGGUUCCUAUGUGAAAAGCACUGAUAUGCCGCAAGAUAAAAUCUCACUCAUCCUCAGCGCUUUCAGCCAACUCAAGCAGGAUGUAUUGUGGAAAUUCGAAAACUCAUCGAUUGGUCAGCUGCCGCCAAAUGUGAAAAUCCAAAGUUGGCUGCCUCAGAAUGACAUACUCGCCCAUCCAAAUAUAAAAGUUUUCAUCACACAUGGCGGCCUUUUUGGCACCCAAGAGGGCAUCUACUGGGGUGUGCCUAUGCUCUGCAUACCGCUCUAUGGCGAUCAGCAUCGAAAUACUAUAAAGUCAGUGCGCGGCGGCUAUGCGCGUUCGCUGAAUUUCGGUCAAAUGACAAGUGAAGAUUUGGUGCUGAACGUACAACUGCUAAUAAGCGAUUCCAGCUACAAACAGAAGGCACUGGAAGCAUCGCGAAAAUUCAGAGAUAAUCCUAUGCAUCCCUUGGACGAAGCCUCUUUCUGGAUGGAGUAUGUGGCUCGACAUAAAGGUGCGCCACAUUUGAAGUCCGCCGGCGCCUAUAUGCCGCUCUAUCAGUAUUUGUUAUUGGAUGUGUUCGGUUGCGCGCUUUUAGUGGCCGUUUUAGCGAUUUGGUUGCCUUUAAAGUUUUUGAAAGUCGUGCGAAAUCUUCUGAAACGGAAAGAGAAGGUGAGCCCAGCGGCUGAUGCGAGCAAAAAGCGCCAAUAAAACUGUGAUUUAUAGAAAUAAGUAUACGUAGUCAUAUAAUUGCUUGCACUAAGUGCAUAUAUGUAAAUUAAUUUUAAGAAAAUAAGUUUUGUAGUCCAGAAAUCUAAGUUCUUCCGUAUUCGCAUUGUUUUCAAACUGUUACAUACUUAUAUGUUAUAUUAACCAAAACCUUUCGAUAAGUGACUUCAACACCUCUUCUGCCUUAGUGCCUUAAAUAAAAAAAUAAAAAAUAUCAA
Molecule: messenger RNA, 1861 nt
Organism: Rhagoletis zephyria (snowberry fruit fly)
Lineage: Eukaryota; Metazoa; Arthropoda; Insecta; Diptera; Tephritidae
Product: UDP-glucuronosyltransferase 2B13-like
Molecular function (GO): UDP-glycosyltransferase activity
Source: RefSeq, a predicted model, not a curated record